Molecule: messenger RNA, 735 nt
Organism: Fonticula alba
Lineage: Eukaryota; Rotosphaerida; Fonticulaceae
Exons: 2
Coding region: 1-735 (244 amino acids)
Source: RefSeq, a predicted model, not a curated record
AUGUUCGCCUCGCCCGGCAUCGUCCCUACCGGAGCCCUGCUCGGGUCUCGGCGCAGUGUCAGCAGCGUCGCCACCGGCGCCGAUGGGAAGGGCACCUCGGGCGAGUCGGUGCCCGGGUCGGCGCCCGGGACGCCGCUGUGGCCGGCGGUGCCAGCCUGGCCGCCGGCCCCCCGGUCGCUGAUCCCCGGCGCGCAGCCCAUGUCGCCGAUUCCCUUCCCGCGGAUGAGCACCAUGGCGGCGACCGGGCUCUUCUCGCCGGAGACGCCGACCAGCCCGGGCGCGCGGCCGGUGGCCCGGUCGCAAUCCUUCGCCGGGCCGGCCCGCACGGCGCCGCUGUUUGCCCCCUCCGGGCCGUCCUCCCCGAGCAGCAUUCGGAAUGGCGGGCGCUGGCUGUCGACAACCGCCACGCCGCGCGCCCGGCCACCGACCGGCCCCAUGGCACACUCCUUCGCCCCGGGCACCCGGCUUCGGGCGCUGGAGGAGGAUGCCUUCGAGUCGGACUCCACCGUCGGAUCUGACGAGGAAGACGAGGAGGACGAGGAGGAGGAGGAGGCGGCGGCGGCGGCGGUCAGGCCCGCCAGCAUGGCCCCGCCCCAGGUGGCCGCCCUCCUCCGGCACCCUCCGCCGGACUCGGAGGUCGUGGCGUCGACCAACUCCCCGGCCUUCCGCCGGACCAUCAGCCGGCUUCUGUCUCCAGCGGACCUGGCCCCCCCGGCCUCCCUCGCCCUGGCGUGA